Messenger RNA from Cooperia oncophora, 777 nucleotides. The record is from the annotation of a GenBank genome assembly. Lineage: Eukaryota; Metazoa; Nematoda; Chromadorea; Rhabditida; Trichostrongylidae.
AUGGUUGAUUCAUAUGUGUUCUUUACAGCGUCAGCAGCAGUAGACAAAUCAGAAGUUGAGAUACCGAGCUAUGGACGAGCUGGUCUAUUAUUCGCGGCGUAUUUCGGUUAUUUGUCCAGCGUCAUAUACUUAUUGGAGAGAGAACCGAGAUUGGUCCUUGCACGGGAUCCUCGCGGGCGAACUGCUUUGCAUCUGGCGUCUUGGAGAGGCCAUUACCAGUGUGUACAGUACCUGAUUGAAAAAGGCGUGGAGCUAGAAGCGGCCGAUGAAAACGGUGCUACAGCUCUGAUGUAUGCAGUAAAGGAGGCGUCAUCAGUACAUGUUGUUGAGUAUCUUUUACUCAAUGGAGCAGAUGUAUCAAAGAAAGACUGCAAUAACAAUACAGCUUUGCACCAUUGUUGUCUGAGUAAGAGCGAGGAAUGUGGAAAGGUUUUGGCGAACCACUUGGCCAAAGCUUUACACAUAGCGCUGAGGAAUGGCUUGAUCGAAUUCAUGCUGAGCUUUGUUCCAUACGGCAGCGAUUCUAUGUGGAUCAAGGAUUCGAGCGGUCGUUUCCCGUUGAUGAGCGCCGUUGAUGACCAGGAUAUUCUUGAUUGUAUGCAGCUAUUACUUUCAUGCAUGAUGGAGGCAGCACCAGCAGAUGUUCGGUGUGUGCUGCUGAGGCCAAGAUCGGCCGUCAAAUGUAGCGUUCGUAGCUCUCAGAGUAGCGCCGGGGUUUCAACUAGUUUAUCGGCGGUUUUUGCGGUUCAGUUUGCUCCCUAUGUGUUACUUUUUUGA